Molecule: messenger RNA, 3147 nt
Organism: Scedosporium apiospermum
Lineage: Eukaryota; Fungi; Ascomycota; Sordariomycetes; Microascales; Microascaceae
Product: Endocytosis protein end4
Exons: 5
Coding region: 1-3147 (1048 amino acids)
Biological process (GO): clathrin coat assembly; endocytosis; actin filament organization
Cellular component (GO): clathrin-coated vesicle; actin cortical patch
Molecular function (GO): phosphatidylinositol-3,5-bisphosphate binding; clathrin light chain binding; phosphatidylinositol-3,4-bisphosphate binding
Source: RefSeq, a predicted model, not a curated record
AUGUCGACCAUAACACAUACCAAGACCGACCAAGAUCUCAACAUUAGUAUCAAGAAGGCAACGAGUCCCGACGAAACGGCGCCGAAGCGUAAACAUGUACGGAGCUGUAUUGUGUAUACCUGGGACCAUAGGUCCUCCCAUGCCUUUUGGACCGGCAUGAAGGUCCAACCCAUUCUCGCCGAUGAAGUACAAACUUUCAAGGCCCUCAUCACCAUCCACAAGGUGCUCCAAGAAGGUCACCCUAAUACCCUCAAAGAAGCCAUGGCGAACCGUAGCUGGAUCGACAGCCUCAACCGCGGGGUUUCGGGAGACGGUAUUCGAGGCUACGGACAGCUUAUCCGAGACUACGUCAACUACCUCCUCGCCAAGCUCUCGUUCCACCGACAGCACCCCGAAUUCAACGGCACGUUCGAGUACGAGGAGUACCUCAGUCUCAAGGCCAUAAACGACCCUAAUGAAGGAUACGAGACAAUUACAGACCUUAUGACGCUGCAGGAUAGGAUCGACCAGUUCCAGAAGCUCAUCUUCUCCCAUUUCCGGCACGUGGGCAACAAUGAGUGUCGUAUCUCAGCGCUGGUGCCGCUGGUGCAGGAGAGCUAUGGAAUCUAUAAAUUUAUUACGAGCAUGCUGAGGGCAAUGCAUUCCUCCACCGGCGAUGACGAAGCCUUAGAACCGCUACGUGAGCGAUACGGCGCCCAACAUUACCGCCUAGUCAAGUUCUACUACGAAUGCUCGAAUCUACGAUACCUUACCAGUCUCAUCAGCGUCCCCAAACUUCCGCAGGACCCACCCAACCUCCUUGCCGUCGAUGACGAAGCUCCCGCGCUCCCCGCAAGGCCGAAGCAAGAGAUUGAGAGGGCUCCCUCACCGACUCCCGCACCGAAAAACGAUGCGCCAGAUGAGAUCAACGAAUUCUGGAAGAACGAGCUCGAUCGUCAAAACCGCGAAUACGAGGAGCAGCAGAGAAUCCUUCAAGAGAAGCAACAGCAAGCACUCCUAGCCCAGCAGCAGGCUCAACUGCAGGCCCAACGCGACUUCGAGGAGCAACAACGCAAGUUGGCUGAGCAGCAGCGACUAGAGCAGGAGCGUCUUCUGGCCCAGCAAGCGCAAUGGCAGACUCAGGGCCGACUAGCCGAGCUCGAGCAGGAGAACCUGAACGCCAGGGCCCAGUACGAGCGCGAUCAGCUUAUGCUACAGCAAUACGACCAGCGUGUCAAAGGACUUGAAGGCGAGAUACUGUCUCUCCAGGCCAACUACGGUCAGCAAAUCACUAGCAAGGACGAGCAGAUCCGCGCGCUGCAGGAGCAGGUCAAUACUUGGAGGUCUAAGUACGAGGCUCUUGCCAAGCUCUACUCCCAGCUUCGACACGAGCAUCUUGAUCUUUUGCAAAAGUUUAAAUCCGUACAGCUCAAGGCGGCCAGCGCGCAGGAGGCCAUCGACAAGCGCGAAAAGCUCGAGCGCGAGAUCAAGACGAAGAACCUCGAGCUCGCCGACAUGAUCCGCGAGCGCGACCGCGCUUUGCACGAGAAGGACCGCCUCAGCGGCGCUAACAAGGACGAGGUCGAGAAGCUCAAGCGCGAGCUGCGCAUGGCUCUCGACCGUGCCGACAACCUCGAGCGCAGCAAGGGCAACGAGCUGUCCGCUAUGCUGUCAAAGUAUAACCGCGAGAUCGCCGACCUUGAGGAGGCCUUGCGCAAUAAAUCGAGGGCCCUCGAAGACGUUCAGAACAAGCUGCGCGACGGCAGCUCGGACCUCGAGCAGCUGCUCCGCGAGAAGGAGGAGGAGCUCGAGGUAUACAAGGCGGGUAUGGACCAGACCCUUCUCGAGCUUAACGAGCUCAAGCAGAACCAUGGCGAGACCGACCAUGCGCUCGACGGCGAGAUUGACGCCAUCAUCUUGGCCAACCUGGACAAGAUUAACGACAUCAUAGACUCGGUGCUGCAGUCCGCCGUCCAUCGGGUGGAUGAGGCGCUGUACGAGCUGGACUCGACAAUGCAGGCAGGUAACCAGAACGCGUCGCCGACGUACGUGCUGUCGCAGAUCGAAAAGACGUCGGCGAGCGCGAUGGAGUUCGCCACGGCGUUCAACAACUUUAUCGCAGAUGGGCCCAACGCCUCGCACGCCGAGCUCAUCAAGGCCAUCAACGUCUUCGCCGGCGCCAUCGGUGACGUCUGCACCAACACCAAGGGCCUCCUCCGCCUCGCGGCGGACGACAAGCAAGGCGACAACCUCAUGGGUGGCGCGCGGCAGUCAGCGCAGGCGACGGUCCGGUUCUUCCGCGCCGUGCAGAGCUUCCGGCUCGACGGCAUGGACCCGAUCCAGAAGACGGACGUUGUUAUUAACAAUAACAACGACGUGCAGAUCAACCUGCAGAAGCUGAACAAGCUCGUGGAGACUUUUGCGCCGACGUUCGGCAAGCUCGUCGGUAAAGGCGACCUCGGUGACCUCGUGGACCAGGAGCUGUCGAAGGCGGCGGAUGCCAUCGCGGCGGCUGCGGCGCGCCUCGCCAAGCUCAAGAACAAGCCGCGCGACGGGUACUCGACGUACGAGCUGAAGGUGCACGAUUCGAUCCUCGACGCCGCGACGGCCAUCACGACGGCCAUUGCGCGUCUUAUCAAGGCCGCGACGGCGACGCAGCAGGAGAUCGUGCAGGCGGGCCGCGGCUCGUCGUCACGCACGGCGUUCUACAAGAAGAACAAUCGAUGGACGCAAGGUCUCAUCUCGGCAGCCAAGGCCGUAGCGUCGUCGACCAACACGCUCAUCGAGACGGCGGACGGCGUCCUUUCUGGGAGAAACAGCCCCGAGCAGCUCAUCGUGGCGUCCAACGAUGUGGCAGCCUCGACGGCGCAGCUCGUGGCGGCCAGCCGCGUCAAGGCGGGCUUCAUGAGCAAGAGCCAGGACGAGCUGGAGCAGGCGAGCAAGGCUGUGGGAGCGGCGUGUAGGGCGCUUGUAAGGCAGGUGCAGGCGAUUAUUAGGGAGAGGAAUCAGGAGGGGGAGGAGAAGGUGGAUUAUUCGAAGUUGGGGGCGCACGAGUUCAAGGUGCGCGAGAUGGAGCAGCAGGUCGAAAUCCUCCAGCUCGAAAAUGCUCUAUCGGCAGCUCGUAUCCGGCUCGGGGAAAUGCGCAAGAUUUCGUACCAAGAAGAGUAA